AACCCUGAGGUUUAUUACUAGCCAAACCUGCGCUACAUUAGUCUCUUUUCCUUUUUCCGCCGCUUAAAAACGAACGGAAGAAAAUCGCCGCCACCAGCGCCGGCAAAUACAAUCGCCGGCCGCCGGUUCUGAUAUUCGUUCUCGGUCGACCACUUUAUUCCAGUUUGUGGAGUGAUAGUGAAAGAUGGGUUCUUUUAAGAGGAAGUCGCAAGAAUUCUCCAAUGAGGGUGAUAUUCCUCCAAGUAAACAGCUGAAACAAAAUGAUUUACUUGGUGUGGAUGAGCCAGUGACAUGUCUGCAUGAUGUGUCAUAUCCAGAAGGGUAUGUUCCCUCUGCUUCAACUUCUGGUUUGCCUCAACAAGAUUCAAAACCUGCUAAAGAGUUCCCUUUUCCACUCGACCCUUUUCAAUCUGAAGCAAUCAAAUGUAUUAAUAAUGGCGAAUCCGUCAUGGUAUCAGCACACACGUCAGCGGGAAAGACAGUUGUGGCAUUAUAUGCAAUUGCCUUGUCGUUGAAGAAUAACCAGCGAGUAGUAUAUACUUCACCAAUUAAGGCUCUUAGUAAUCAGAAGUAUAGAGAAUUCAAAGAGGAGUUUUCAGAUGUGGGUUUGAUGACUGGAGAUGUCACAAUUGAUCCAAAUGCUUCUUGCCUGGUAAUGACUACAGAAAUCUGGCGUAGUAUGCAGUACAAAGGAUCAGAGGUUACAAGGGAGGUGGCUUGGGUUAUUUUUGAUGAGGUACACUACAUGCGUGAUAGAGAAAGAGGUGUGGUUUGGGAGGAAAGCAUUGUUAUGGCCCCAAAAAAUUCCAACUUUGUCUUCCUCUCAGCCACGGUGCCCAAUGCUAAAGAGUUUGCGGAUUGGGUUGCAAAGGUCCAUCAGCAACCAUGUCACAUUGUUUAUACGGACUAUAGACCCACACCACUUCAGCAUUAUAUAUUUCCUUCUGGUGGUGAUGGGUUAUACUUGGUGGUUGAUGAUAAAGGGAAGUUUCGCGAGGAUAGUUUUCAGAAAGCUUUGAAUGCUCUUGUUCCAGCCAAUGAAGGGGAUAAAAAAAGAGAAAGUAGCAAGUGGCAGAAGGGUCUGGUUGUUGGCAAAUCUGGUGAGGAUAGUGACAUAUUCAAGAUGGUUAAAAUGAUUAUCCAGCGGCAAUAUGAUCCUGUAAUAUGCUUCAGCUUCAGCAAAAGAGAGUGUGAAUUUCUAGCAAUGCAGAUGGCUAAAAUGGAUUUAAACAAUGAUGAUGAGAAGGUGAAUAUUGAAACUAUUUUCUGGAGUGCCAUGGACAUGUUGUCGGAUGAUGAUAAAAAGCUGCCUCAGGUUUCAAAUAUGCUACCCCUAUUGAAACGUGGAAUUGGUGUGCAUCAUUCUGGUUUGCUUCCUAUAUUGAAAGAAGUGAUUGAAAUCCUGUUCCAAGAAGGAUUCAUCAAGUGUUUGUUUGCCACAGAGACUUUCAGUAUAGGGUUGAACAUGCCUGCAAAAACUGUUGUCUUCACAAAUGUUCGUAAAUUUGAUGGAGACAAGUUUAGGUGGUUAUCCAGUGGUGAGUAUAUUCAGAUGAGUGGUCGUGCUGGCCGUCGGGGGAUUGAUGAUCGUGGGAUCUGCAUCCUUAUGGUUGAUGAGAAACUUGAACCUUCUACAGCUAAAUUCAUGCUAAAAGGAAGUGCUGAUGCAUUAAACAGUGCCUUCCAUUUAAGCUAUAACAUGCUUUUAAAUCAAAUACGAUCUGAAGAUGGUCAUCCUGAAAAUCUGCUGCGUAACUCAUUUUAUCAAUUUCAAGCAGAUCGUGCACUUCCUGAUCUUGAGAAACAAGCAAAGAUUCUUGAAGAGGAGAGAAACUCAAUUGUGAUUGAAGAAGAAGACAGCCUUGAGAGAUAUUAUAAUCUGCUAGAACAAUAUAAGAGCUUGAAGAGGGAUGUACGUGGCAUUGUUUUUUCUCCAAAAUAUUGCUUACCUUUCCUGCAGCCUGGUAGGCUUGUAUGCAUUGAGUGUACAAAGGUUGAUGUUGAUGUUCCAACCUUCUCCAUCAAUGAAGAGGUCACAUGGGGAGUAAUAGUUAAUUUUGAAAGGGUGAAAGGGAUUUCUGAAGAUGAUGCAAACAAAAAACCGGAGGACGCGAACUAUACAGUAGAUGUACUCACGAGAUGUAUAGUGCAGAAGGAUGAGGUGGGUAGAAAGACAAUUAAAGUCGUUCGGUUGAAAGAUGCUGGGGAACCAGCUGUUGUCUCUCUUCCUUUGUCCCAGAUUGAUAGUUUGAGCAGUGUCCGUCUUGUGAUACCAAAGGAUCUUUUGCCUUCAGAAGUUCGAGAAAAUACACUAAAGAAGGUUUCUGAAGUUCUCAAUAGAUUUUUAAAAGAGGGCAUGCCUCUUUUACACCCAGAAGAUGACAUGAAGGUUCAAAGUAGCUCGUACAGGAAGGCUUCGAGUAGGAUAGAGGCACUGGAGAGUCUGUUUGAAGAGUAUGAGAUAGCGAAGUCUCCCCUUAUAAAAGAGAAGCUUAAGGUUUUGCAUAAGAAGAAAGAACUUACUAGCAAAAUCAAAUCAAUCAAGAAAACAUUGCGUACUUCAACUGUCUUAGCUUUCAAAGAUGAACUUAAAGCAAGGAAAAGAGCUCUUAGAAGACUUGGAUACAUCAGGGAUGACGUUGUGUUGCAGAAAGGGAAGGUAGCCAGCGAAAUCAGCAGUGCAGAUGAGUUGACCUUGACUGAAUUGAUGUUGAAUGGGACCUUCAGAAAUAUUAAAGUGGAGGAUAUGGUUUCUCUUCUCUCUUGUUUUGUUUGGCAAGAAAAGCUUCAGGAUGCUCAAAAGCCCCAGGAAGAGCUUGGGUUGCUCUUUGCACAAUUACAGGAUACAGCUCGGCAAGUGGCAAAAGUUCAGCUCGAGAGCAAGGUUCAAAUAGAUGUUGAGAACUUCGUGAGUUCUUUCCGACCUGAUAUCAUGGAGGCCGUCUAUGCCUGGGCUAAAGGAUCUAAGUUUUAUGAGAUUAUGGAAAUGACUCCGGUGUUUGAAGGCAGUUUAAUCAGGGCUAUCAGGAGAUUGGAGGAAGUUCUUCAGCAGCUAAUACAAGCUGCUAAAUCCAUUGGGGAUAUCGUGCUUGAGGCAAAAUUUGAAGAGGCUGUUACCAAGAUCAAGAGGGAUAUUGUCUUUGCUGCAUCUCUAUAUUUGUAGAUACAAAAUUGAAGCAUUUCUGCCAAUGCUCCAGUUACAAAGGUUAGGUUAGAUGGGUGUGGUGCCACUAAAUUAUGCCCUUAAAUUGUUGUAUGGUAGCUCAUUAUUUAUAUUUUAUCUAAAAUCGAAACCAAAUUAACUAUGUCAGUUUACAUCUUUUUUUGUUUCAA
Molecule: messenger RNA, 3333 nt
Organism: Solanum tuberosum (potato)
Lineage: Eukaryota; Viridiplantae; Streptophyta; Magnoliopsida; Solanales; Solanaceae
Product: superkiller viralicidic activity 2-like 2
Exons: 15
Coding region: 185-3163 (992 amino acids)
Biological process (GO): RNA catabolic process; maturation of 5.8S rRNA
Cellular component (GO): nucleus
Molecular function (GO): RNA binding; RNA helicase activity; ATP binding
Source: RefSeq, a predicted model, not a curated record